Molecule: messenger RNA, 1629 nt
Organism: Clunio marinus
Lineage: Eukaryota; Metazoa; Arthropoda; Insecta; Diptera; Chironomidae
Source: the annotation of a GenBank genome assembly
AGCUCAACUGAUUUAUCACCAUCAGUUAUCGGUUACUACGACAGACUCUCGGGCAGCUUUAAAAACGAAAAACUUUUUGGAGAAUUACGAGUGAGAAAGUCACCGGAAAAACAAACAGAGGACAAAAGAAAGUCACGUGAGCAAUCGCCUAAGCCGAAGUUGAUUGUUUCUAAAAUCCCAACGAAGCCCACGCGACUUGCAAAUAACACGACGAUUCUCUCACCAAAAUUAAAUUCAAAUCAGAAUAAUUUCCAUUACAAUUCAUUAGCAGCAAAAACGUUACAAAUUAUUUCGCCGAAUGUACAUCGCAUGAUAUCAUCCCAUCAAACAACAACAGAGACAAUUACGGCAAAUCCCACAGUGAAGUCAUUUAUUCACAGUCUAAAUCAAAAUAAAAACAACGUAAUAGCGAAUAAGAAGUCUAGUGAUAAGGUUUCAAAUCUUCAAGGUAGAAGAAUUUUCCUCAAAAGUAAUUCACUGAAAUCAUCAGGAUUUGCAGUUCCUUUGACCAAGAAUUUAUCGAAAAUUUCGCAGUCAAAUGGGCUUGUAGACUCAUCAGAACCAAUAGUUCAUACUAUCACUGACAACAACUGCAAAAGUGAAGACACUUAUAAGAUUAAUGAGUUGAUUGACAGUGAAAAAACUCCAACUAAAUGCGACCAUAACUUCAAUUAUGAUAAUUCAUUAAACCAUGAAUGCAUCUUUGAUGAAGACGAAGACGACGAUAUUCAAAACGUUUUAAACAGAACGUCAGAAUUAAUAAAUAAUUUAUUAAGUGGAAAUAAUAAUAGCAAUUUAAACUCAUUAGACAUUCAAGAAAACGCUAAAAAUAGUCUCAUCGAAGGGGAAAAGAGAGAUAAUAAAGUGUCAUGUGAGAAUAAUAACGACGAAGCUAAGAUGAAAGGUACAAGUCGUCAUAAAUAUAAAGUGCAUCUCGAAUCGGAAAGUGAUGAAGAUGUUGUAUGCAAUGUCAUCAACACGUCGAGUUUAAAAUUUACAAAGUCACUUGAUAAUGUCGCUGAGCCCACAUCGUCUCCUAAAUUAUCAUAUUCUCGAGCAAAACUUUUAUCAAAUCAUCAAAUAAAUUCGCCAACACAUUCGCCAAAACUUUCAGAAAAGUGCCUUGAUACUGCUACAUUUGCCAGUGAUAGCAAGCUUAACACCUCGCCUUCCUCAAAACAUCGACCUUUAUCAGCCGCUUCCAUCAGUAGCUCGUCGUCAUCAACGAGCACCGCAUCGUCGUCGAAUUCUUUCGGAAAUGAGAAUUUAGUUAAUGGAAAAUUAAUUGGCGGUAAUCUUGCUAGCAUCGAAAGUUUAGCAGAUCACAGUGACAAUGAAGUGAAUCCUAGUCUAACAAUGUGUGAACGUGCUGUAUUAGAGAUAAUUGAUUCAGAAAAAUGUUAUGUGGAAGAUCUUGGACAAAUAAUUAAAGGAUAUUUACAAGAUUGGAAAGAAAAAGGAUGUCUCAAGGUCGAUGAACUCAAUGUUUUGUUCAGCAACAUUCAAGAAAUCUAUGAAUUUAAUUCUAGUCUUUUGGAAAAAUUUAUUGAAUCCAAUCAUGAUCCACAAAAAAUUUCUAAAUGUUUUAUUGACUCGUAUGAGUUGUUUAAUGUGUACACAACAUAUUGG